ACAUAAUUUAAUAAAUUUUGUGCAGUUUAGUUUUAUCAGUUUUAUUAAAGAAAAUGCCUGAAGAAUCUAAUAAAAUGGAUAAAGGCCCAGUGCUGGGAGUGAGGCACGUCCAAGUGGUGAUGCUGUUCUUCGCCAUGGUGAUCUGCUUCACCAUGAGGGUCAACAUCAGUAUGGCGAUUGUUGCCAUGACUGACACUUCUAGUGCUGGAGAAGGCGUGUUCGACUGGAACAUGCAGAUCCAGAGUGUGAUCCUCUCCUCCUUCUUCUGGGGGUACAUAAUACUGCAGAUCCCUAGUGGUGAGCUGGCAGCCAGGUACGGAGGUAUGAUCCUCGUCACCAUCUGCAUAGCUGUCAACUCCGCCGUGUCGCUGCUCAUUCCUAUUGCGACUUAUUAUGGUGGUUGGCAGAUGUUGUGCGGAUGUCGAGUCCUUCAGGGUCUAUCUCAAGGCUGUUUGUAUCCGACGAUGCAUAACCUUAUUGGCAAAUGGGUUCCGUUGGAGGAAAAGAGUAGACUCGGGACCCUAAUAUAUGGAGGUGCUCAGCUGGGAACAGUUAUACAGUUAGUAGUAUCAGGCUUUAUAGCAAACUCCUGGGGCUGGCCAGCCAUCUUCUACGUCAACGGUGCUACCGGUGCCAUCUGGGUGGUAGCCUACGUGUUCCUCGGCUCUGACUCUCCACAGCGAUCGAAGAUGAUCGGCGAUACUGAGCGGUUGUACAUUCAAACAUCUCUUGGACAAGUGGGAGAACAGAAGAGGCUGCCAACUCCUUGGAAGAAGAUCAGCACAAACCUGUCCUUCAUUUCCUUGAUAGUAGUCCACUGCGGACACAACUGGGGUUUCUGGACGCUGAUGACUGAGAUGCCGUCAUACAUGAAGCAAGUGCUCGGAGUUGACAUUAAAGCGAAUGGUCUAAUGUCAGCUCUUCCUUACCUGGCGAUGUAUAUGCUGAGUUUCCCCUUCGGAUUCCUAUCGGAUUACAUCUUGGAGAAGAAAUGGCUCAGCAUCAGCACUUGCAGAAAACUUUCCAGUUCUAUCGGUGAAUACGGUCCCGGUUUAGCCUUGAUUGCGUUGUGCUACGUCCCCGCUGGUGACGUCAUGCUGGCUGUCACUCUACUCACUGUCGUGGUUGGACUUAAUGCUGGCCAUAUGACUGGAUAUUUGCUGGUCCACAUCGACAUGGCUCCAAACUUCGCCGGCACUAUGAUGGGCAUCACGAACUUCUUUGCAAACAUCAUCGGCAUCAUCGCACCUCUAGUUGCUGGAGUUAUCCUCCAAGAUGAGACCGAUCCUACACAAUGGCACCAAGUGUUCUACGUAUCGUCUGCUAUCUACAUCGCCACCAACACUUUCUUCGUCGUCUUCGGCACCAGUGAGAGACAGAGUUGGAACGAGCCUGAAAAUAACCAGAUUACUGCUGAUCCAGAAAAGAAGGCUGAAAAAGUAGUUUAAGAAUUCACUGACAUAAGUAUCCUACCUACCUGUAAUGCAUUUGUAAAUUUUGUAAAUAUUAAUAAAUUAUGUUUCAACAAAA
Messenger RNA from Spodoptera litura, 1530 nucleotides. RefSeq names its product putative inorganic phosphate cotransporter. The record is from RefSeq and is a predicted model, not a curated record. NCBI's taxonomy places the organism in Eukaryota, Metazoa, Arthropoda, Insecta, Lepidoptera, Noctuidae. Gene Ontology annotation, biological process: monoatomic anion transport; transmembrane transport. Gene Ontology annotation, cellular component: membrane. Gene Ontology annotation, molecular function: transmembrane transporter activity.